GAGUUUGGGGGUGCAGAGACCCCUCCCCAGGGUGGGGCACGCAGAUAUCCAGAGGGGUCCCAAACCCACCCCUCCUUUAGAACCGCCUCGGGGUCCCGCCCACGCCCCCCACCCCAAAACUGUGGGGUCGGGGGGAGGCGGCGGAAGCCCCCGCGGGGUGGGCGAGCCUGGGGGGUCUCCCCGAGCAGCGGGGCGGGACCCCCGGCGGGGGGAGCGGCGCUGCGCCGUCCCCUUUAAGGCCCCGCGGCGCCCGUGGGCGCAGCCGCUCACCUGGGCAGGUGACGGAGGUGACGGUGCCGCGCCAUGGCCGCCUCCUCCCUCUUCAUCCUGGACCUCAAGGGGAAGCCGCUGAUCAGCCGCAACUACAAGGGGGACGUGGGGCCGGGGGAGAUCGAGAACUUCAUGGGGGUCCUGCUGCAGCGGGAGGAGGAGGGGACCCUGACGCCCGUCCUGAGCCACGGCCACGUCCACUUCCUGUGGAUCAAACACGCCAACCUCUACCUGGUGGCCACCACCAAGAAGAACGGCAAUGCCUCCCUGGUCUUCUCCUUCCUCUACAAGGUGGUGGAGGUGUUCUGCGAGUACUUCAAGGAGCUGGAGGAGGAAAGUGUCCGCGACAACUUCGUCAUCGUCUACGAGCUGCUGGACGAGCUGAUGGACUUUGGGUUCCCGCAGACCACGGACAGCAAAAUCCUGCAGGAGUACAUCACGCAGGAGGGGAACAGGCUGGAGCGGGGCGGGGGGCGCGUGCCCAGCACGGUCACCAACGCCGUGUCCUGGCGCUCCGAGGGCAUCCGCUACAAGAAGAACGAGGUCUUCAUCGACGUGGUGGAGGCCGUCAACCUGCUGGUGAGCGCCAGCGGCAGCGUGGUGCUGAGCGAGGUGCUGGGCACCAUCAGGCUGAAGGUUUUCCUGUCGGGGAUGCCGGAGCUGCGCCUCGGCCUCAACGACCGCGUCCUCUUCGAGCUGACGGGCCGGGGGAAGAACAAGUCGGUGGAGCUGGAGGACGUGAAGUUCCACCAGUGUGUCCGUCUGUCCCGCUUCGACAACGACCGCACCAUCGCCUUCAUCCCCCCCGACGGCGACUUCGAGCUCAUGUCCUACCGCCUGCACACCCAGGUGAAGCCGCUGAUCCUGAUCGAGUCCAUCAUCGAGAAGUUCUCCCACAGCCGCCUGGAGAUCCUGGUCAAGGCCAAGGGCCAGUUCAAGAAGCAGUCGGUGGCCAACGCGGUGGAGAUCGCGGUGCCGGUGCCGAGCGACGCCGACUCCCCGAAGGUGAAAACCACGGCGGGGUCGGCGCGGUACGUGCCCGAGAGGAACGUGCUGCUCUGGAGCAUCAAAUCCCUCCCGGGGGGGAAGGAGCACCUGAUGCGCGCCCACUUCGGGCUGCCCAGCGUGGAGAAGGAGGAGGAGGAGGGGCGGCCGCCCAUCGCCGUCCGCUUCGAGAUCCCCUAUUUCACCGUCUCGGGCAUCCAGGUGCGGUACAUGAAGAUCAUCGAGAAAAGCGGAUACCAGGCGCUGCCCUGGGUGCGCUACAUCACCCAGAGCGGGGAUUACCAGAUCCGCACCAGCUGAGGGGGUCUCCCAUGGAACCCCCGACCCCCACGGACCCCCACGGACCCCCACGGACCCCCCCCCCAUAUGGAGUUCCCC
This is a messenger RNA of Taeniopygia guttata (zebra finch), 1653 nucleotides long. The record is from RefSeq and is a predicted model, not a curated record. Lineage: Eukaryota; Metazoa; Chordata; Aves; Passeriformes; Estrildidae.